This is a messenger RNA of Paramecium tetraurelia, 1635 nucleotides long. RefSeq lists its product as uncharacterized. Gene Ontology annotation, cellular component: membrane. Gene Ontology annotation, biological process: transmembrane transport. Gene Ontology annotation, molecular function: transmembrane transporter activity. NCBI's taxonomy places the organism in Eukaryota, Ciliophora, Oligohymenophorea, Peniculida, Parameciidae. The transcript has 5 exons. The record is from RefSeq and is a predicted model, not a curated record.
AUGAGUAAUCAAAAAUCUGAAGCUGAUUAACAAAAGGUGAAAUCGAUUUCCGAUAAUUCCUUAGUGAAAUCUCAUUCGUAAUCAAUCAAAGAUAUAGAGUUAUCAGUUUAUAGAUGGGCUAUUUUGCUUUUGUACUUUUUAGUUGUAUUGGUGAAUGGAGUGCCAUACGAAAUAUGCGUGCCUAUAAGUUCGUUUAUGGCUGAGAUCUAUAAUGUAUCCUUGGCGGUAGUUGCAACAGCCUCGACGGUGUUUAUGGUUAUGCAUCCAAUAUUGUCAUUUGUUGCUGCUUAAACAAUUUCAAGUUAUGGAUGGGCAUCUGCUACUAAUUUAGGAGUAAUACUAACAAUUGUCGGCUGUGCUAUUAAGUUAUUGAUAAACCAAGCAGGAUUUUCAGUUUUGAUAGUCGGGUAGGUUCUAUGUGGAAUAGGAAGACCUUUCAUUUUAAAUUCUCAAGCAUCAAUGGCUAUGAGUUGGUUCCAUCCUAAGUCGAGAAUAAUCAUAAUCACUCUGCUAAACGUAGUUAAUACAUUAUCCUUGGUUGUUUCAGCUUAAUUGCCUGGAAUAAUGUUUAAGGGUUAUAAAUUGGACAACGACCCAGAAUGCGAGGAUGGAAAAGACAAAAUGUAAAGUUUAUGCUUACUUGAAUUUUACAUAAGUUUGGCCAUAGUGCCUAGUUUAUUUAUGUUGAGGAGUAGACCUAGUGAGGUCCCUGUGAAGAUAAACAAAAUUGAAAGAAAAAGCGGCAUGUUGAGAAUAAUGCUGCGACUAUUUAAGAAUAGAAACUUUGUUUUACUAUUCAUUCCAUUUAGUCUGUACUUUGGGAUCUUAAAAGCCUACCUGGUAAUAAUGGAAUUGCUGAUGGCUCCAUACAAAUACGAGACUGAUUAAGUGGCUGGUGUUGUUUCAUUUCCUUUGAUUGGCGGAUUGAUAGCUUAAGGAGCACUGCCAUAUAUUGUAAACAAGUAUAAGGUACAGAAACAGUUUGUUCGUAUUUUUUUGUUAUGUUCAACACUAUCAAUGGCGUCAUUAUACUUUGCAUUGUCAUCGAACAAUGUGGUCUACAUUUAUAUAGUAAUUACUCUCUUGGCCAUGUGUGUGAUGCCUAUACUACCUGUGAUCAUGGACAUGGGAUGCGAUUUGAUAGCACCAAUAGAACCAUCAUUCGCAGUGGGUGCCUUUUAUAUGGGGAGCAUGCUAUUCUUCGUGGUUUUCACUUACAUCUUGACAUUCAUAACUGGAAAGGACAAGUAGGACAAUAGAGUGUUGUACACGAACAUUUUCUCAACUGUCAUGCUAAUCAUUGGAUUUGUUUGUAGUCUGUUUCUAAAGAUCGAUGAUUCAUAUCAUGAAUUGGAUGUGGAAUAGGACAAGGCUUCUCUAGUUUAUCCUUUAGAGAAGAGUCAAUCUGUCGUGAAAGGAAAGGGGCCAUCUGUGUAUAGAGGAACAUAAUCGAAAAUGAGUGUGUAGUAUCAGAAGGGAUCCAUGUUCAGUUGCUCAUAUAACAAUAUCAGCAUUGUAGGUGAUGUGCCAAUAAUCCCAGGAGAGGAGGCAGAGGAUCCUUAUGAAUAAGAACAACAAGAGUGAGUAAUAAAUUUAUAUAUAUAUAUAUUUGGAUUAUCAUUAAAUUAAAUAAAA